Molecule: messenger RNA, 4762 nt
Organism: Macrosteles quadrilineatus (aster leafhopper)
Lineage: Eukaryota; Metazoa; Arthropoda; Insecta; Hemiptera; Cicadellidae
Product: dnaJ homolog dnj-5
Exons: 12
Coding region: 100-2622 (840 amino acids)
Molecular function (GO): dopamine receptor binding
Source: RefSeq, a predicted model, not a curated record
CAGUUGCUGUUGCUGUUGCUGUGAUUAGCUUUGCUUCUUGCUUGCUUUGGUGUUGGAGUUGGAAGUUAUUUCGUUAAUGUAAGAAGUUAUGCUGAGAGCAUGGGAGAGCCAGACAGAAGUGGUCAGCUCCCACCAGGCUCAAAGAAGCACUCAAUAGAUGACAUCAUUGACCACAUGACUGCUGACCUGCAGAGUUACGAUGGACAAUACUUGCUGUUGGGUUCCCCUCCCAAUCCUCCGCACGUCUGGCCGCAGUCGGUCCACAACCCUGUCUUUGUCCAACAGCCUUAUGACAUACAAGAUAGGAAAAUACAAGAUUUCCCACAUCAACCUCCUCCGGGACUCUUCUAUCCCAACCCUCCUCGAGUUCAUGAAAAUUCUGGAGAAAUGAUUGGAAUGGUAGAUGUUGGCGGUGGUAAUUUUGUAAAUGUCGUAUUCAACCCAUCAAAUCCUCCCAAUCCUAUGCAUCCUUUCCUCCCCUCUCAUCAUUCGGAUCCAAAUUUGGGUUAUAUACAUUAUCAACAGCAACCUCCAGCUCAACCUCAACCCCAACCGCAGCAGCAGAAUCCUCAGAUGUCGACUGGAUCUUCUAUCCAUAGAGAUUAUGGGCUGUUCAACACCACGAGUGAACCUACGAGUCAGAACAAUCAUCAGCUGAUAGAGAAUGUUGUUGGUAACUGGCUGCCCAACAAGAGUGGAACUUACAGUCCUUUUGGAAAUGUCUCUCAUCCACAAUCGGAGGUUAAAGAAGAAGACAGGACAGUUCGUCCUGCUCAACCUGGACAGGUGAAAAAACCCAGGAUUGUUGCUGAGGUUCGUCCAAUGAGACCUUCUUAUUCAGAUGUGCUCGCUAAGUCUGUGGUGCCCCCUCUAACCCCUCCACCAACUGCUACAAAACCCAUUGUCCCAACGGGCACUGUGACUAAGACUGAGGGAAGGAAACAGAGCACCAAGGGAGUGAAAGUGGGAUCGAACAACGGAGCUCCAAAAACCGGCAAUCAUCCGUCACUUAAGCGUCAACAGUCGAACAACGAGGACCAAACAAAGACAAACGUGAGACGUUGGAUAUCUCUGGAUGAUUUGACUCCACCACAGAGCAGUGAAGAGAACUCAUUUGUGGACUACGACUCGUAUCUUGACGACAACGUCGGUAGUGGCUCAGACAACUACAUUCAGCCACCGGCCGGUGAAGUCAAGAAGGAGAAGAAGCAGAAGAAAAAGACCAAACUGCCAGAAGACAAGUACGAAGCCUUGAAUAACCACAAGACUUCCGGAGGAACAAACGGUGGAAACAAGCGGCCUCUGCAUAUCAAAGACAAUCUGCAAGGCAAAACUGGCAGCUCUGAGAAGAAUGUUACUAAAAGUGCUUCUAAAAACACCAGAUCUCAGGAAGAAAACAAAAAAGGUUUGAGCAACGGAGGGGUUGGUGGUGGCAGCAAGUCUAAUGUGAGUACGGAGGAGAGAGGGCCGAGUGUGUCUAGAGUGUCCCGCGGUGGAAGCUCGUCCGGGGCUCGGCGGGGACAGAGGGCCAAGCGCAAGGACGGACAGAGCUACCUGGCUGUACUAUGCAAGCGAUGGCAAGAACAGAUGUCCUACUACGGCCUCAUGUUUCUCACUUGGUUUCUUCAUCUCAUCUGGGACGUUUUGGCAAUGUCUGCUCGUCUGUUGGUUCAUCUGUUCUCGGUGAUGUGCGAGACGGGUCUGGUGUGGCUGCAGUGGCUGCAAUGUAAAGUGACUGGUCUGAUUGGCCGAGAGCCCUGGUGGAACUGGUGGGGCAAGAAGCCGACUCCUCCGCCAAAGAACAGUGAACCACCACUGCCAGGGGGACUGACCUGCAACAUCUCUCUGCCAGCCACCGGGGACGAGGCCAUGAAGAGGCUGCUGGCUUGUAAAGGCAAAGACCCGUACAGUAUACUCGGUGUAACAAACAACUGCACAGAUGAUGACAUCAAGAAGUACUACAAAAGGCAAGCAGUUUUGGUGCAUCCUGAUAAAAAUUCUCAACCAGGUGCAGAAGAGGCUUUUAAAAUCUUGGUUCAUGCGUUUGAACUCAUUGGAGAGCCUGAAAGACGAAGUGCAUACGACCGAUGUGUGGCUGAGACUCACCAAGUGGAACAAGCUUGGAGUGAACUCAGCGAACUGCUUUCUCAGCUGCACCACAAGAUGGAGUAUGCAGCCAACACCAUCAGAUGUACAAACUGUGGCAAAAGACAUAAGCGAGUGAUCAUGCAGCGGCCUUGCUAUGCGGCUAGGUUCUGUGCUCAGUGUAAAAUACACCACUCUGCUAGAGAGGGUGAUAUCUGGGCAGAGAGUUGGAUGCUGGGGCUGCUGUGGCACUACUACGCCUGCAUGGAAGGCGCAGUGUAUGACAUCACGGAGUGGGCGACAUGUCAGGCUGACAACCUGAAACAUCUCAAGGCCAACAGUCACGCCGUGCAGUACAGGAUAGUGCUGGGCAAACAGAACCACCACCACCACCUAGCUAGGGACAAUUACAACGAGCCUGAUCUGGAAGAGUUCUUGAACAACUUGUACGCCCAGUCUGGCGUGGGGGGCGGCGACGGAGGAACUACCAGCGACAGUAACUCUCGGCAACGGCGAAAAGGAAAGCGCAAGAAGUGAGGCAGCUCCUCCCUCGACUCUUCCAUGUAAAUUUAAUUGACAAAGGAGUAACCGAUACCUUCCUGAAAACCUAGUAAACAAUUUCCUCGUUCGGAUUUCAGUUCUUCUGUUCCACAAGGUCAUUGUCCUUUAUGCUUAGUGGUUGAAAGUAAUGUGCUGAAUCACAUCUCACAAAAGUGUUAUUGCUUACCUACUAGGUAAAUUCUACAAUGUUUAGUUAGAAAUUUGUAUAGAAAUUUAAAAACAAUCGUUUUGGCUGUUACAGGGUUACUGAAUUUUGGCAAUGUUGUGUGCAGGAUAUUGACAUUAUGUUGAAUUUCUCUAUAAAUAUUAAAUUUAAACUGUGAUUCACUGACAAAAAGUUUCACUGUUCAGACAAUAAUAUUUUCAUUUUAUGGAGUAAUCGAACAUAUUAUUAUUUGAAAUAUCAUAUAAUCUAUUUUAAGCAUUAUUUAAACAGUCUAUCUAUGUAUUUCUGAUUGUAGUGAGCAGUUUGGAAAGUAUUUUUUAUGGGUAUAUGAAAUACACAAUGGCUUUAACAUGUAAAAGUUAAAAAUAUCAUUAUAAAUUUGUAUAGGCGCAACAUGAUUACACUUUCUAUUCCAUUUAAAAUAGUCUUUUCACUCAUCUUAGUCCUGAUCCUUUCUUUUCAAAAUCUUUAUCCAGAUACAUCUCACAAUACUUAUUACAGCACUAUUUAUUGACUGCAUCUUGAAUCGUUCAUCACAAUGACUCAGAUGACCUCUGCACAUUUUCGCUUUAAACAAACAAUCUAUCCAAACUGCUCUUGUACAAAAAAUGUACUGCUUGCAUUGACAUGUACUUAAUUCGUUGUUGGUUUGAUAUGACUAAUCAAUUUACAUAGUGGUUUAAAGUUUUGGAAAAAACUGUGCUGUGCGAGCCAAAAAAUGUGUAUUUAUUGUAAUUGAAGAAACUAAAUUCUUGUGAUAACCUGGUAAGUUGAUACAUGCACUAUCAUCAUUAGCAGUUAGUAUUGGAAGAGUUAAAUACAAUUGAUAAAGACUUCAAAUAAUCGUUUAGUUCCUACAUGAUUUUCUUAAAAAUAAGGAAAUAUUAAUAGAUUAUCUUUGCAGUGUUUUCUUUUAGGGUUUACGUUUACACAUAUUGCUUAUUCUGUUAGUGUUAAUUUGUAAUUUAAAAAACUUAUUUUUACAAAACUACAUUUUUUUAGUAGAUCUUAAAAGUCACAUUUUAACUAUUCACUUAUUGAAAUGACAUCGUGUAUACUAGUUUUUAUUUUAAACAUCAAAAAAAAUAUUUUAAACUAAAAAAUAAAAACUGGUAUCUCAUUAAAACAAGAUUGAUAAGGACUUAAAGUUUAAUUACUCUUUAGUAUUUGAAGUUUUAAUUAAAUUUAGUACAUACCAAGUUGAUUUCUUUUUUGUUUGACUAAUCGUAAGAAGUUAACAUUGGAUAAAAAGCUACUGCUUGUUCUCUUACAAUCUGACUGAUAAAUAAGUUGUAAAUUACAAAUUAUCUUCCACAUUUAAGAACAGAUUUAAAUAACAGCUCUUUUAGAUUAUUACUGAAAAUAUAUAGAAAUAAAUUUAGACACAGAUAUUAGAAAAGAGUGGCUUAUCUUCUCCAGUGGCCGCUAUCAAGGUUCAGUAGGAUUAUGUAAUUAACGCUAACAAUACAUCCUAAUCCUGGUUGUUGUUGUGUGUGUUCCUAAUCAAAAUAAUAUGAAGAGUUUGGCUAUAGGCCUACUAAAUAAAUUGACAAAACAUUAAUUGUGAAGGAGGUUAACUUUAUAGAUCAGAUAUGUAUUUGCAUUUUUAUAAAUUAUAAAAUUUUAAAAUCAGUAAGCUCACAUAACUUGUUUCUGAAAGAUUUUUUACCUUGUCGCAAAACACAAUGAACAGCUUAAGUAUUUCUACAUUCCUUAAACGAAGGGACCCUUCUUUUGAAGGGUGAAAUAUUGUAUCAGAUAUGGUAUAGAACAAACAUAUUAAUUUUGUUUUCAAAGUGUUGUUCAUGUAUGUGGACAAAUAAAUCUCAACCCUCUGACAAACACUAGUAAUAUAGCCGAUAACAGAGCUUUUCUUUGACUUGAAUAGUUUAAGUUUAUAUAACUCACAAUAAGUAGCAGAAGUUUCACAAUUAUAGUUAUUUAAUUAAA